AUGGAAGAGAAAGCCGAAGCAUUAGAGGUUGUGGUGAAGGAAGCUGUUGAUUUGGAGAACGUGCCCAUUGAAGAGGUGUUCCUGACCAUGAGGUGUGAUGAACAUGGACUCACUUCUGAGGCUGAUCAGCAGAGUCUGGCCCCUUUUUGGGGAAAGCCUCCAGAUUGGCAAGAUUUUGUAGGGAUCAUUACUCUGCUUCUCAUCAACUCAACUAUAAGUUUUAUUGAAGAGAACAACGCUGGAAAUGCUGCUGCUGCUCUCAUGGCCCGUCUUGCCCCCAAAGCCAAGGUUCUUCGAGAUGGGAGGUGGAUUGAGAAGGAUGCUUCCAUUCUUGUUCCUGGUGAUAUAAUCAGCAUUAAACUUGGAGACAUCCUUCCAGCAGAUGCUCGUCUCCUCGAUGGUGAUCCAUUGAAAAUUGAUCAGUCUGCACUUACCGGUGAGUCACUUCCUGUGACCAAAGGCCCUGGUGACAGUGUGUAUUCUGGUUCUACAUGCAAACAAGGAGAGAUUGAAGCGGUGGUGAUUGCCACUGGUGUUCAUACAUUUUUCGGUAAGGCUGCUCACCUUGUCGAUAGCACAAAUCAACAGGGCCACUUUCAACAGGUCUUGACUGCAAUUGGGAACUUCUGUAUAUGUUCUAUCGCCGUGGGAAUGAUCAUAGAGAUUAUAGUCAUGUACCCAAUUAAACACCGGAGUUUCCGCCCUGGUAUUGACAACUUGCUUGUGCUACUUAUUGGAGGAAUUCCCUUUGCCAUGCCAACAGUUUUAUCUGUGACAAUGGCUAUUGGUUCCCACCGCUUAGCUCAGCAGGGUGCCAUCACUAAAAGAAUUACGGCAAUUGAAGAAAUGGCAGGCAUGGAUGCUCUUUGCAGUGACAAAACUGGGACUCUGACACUAAAUAAGCUUUCAGUUGACAAGAAUCUUUUAGAGGUCUUUGUUAAAGGGGUGGACGCAGAUACUGUUGUUGUAAUGGCAGCUCGAGCUUCCCGAAUAGAAAAUCAAGAUGCAAUAGAUGCUGCUAUUGUGGGAAUGUUGGCCGAUCCAAAGGAGGCGAGAGCCAAUAUUCGAGAGGUGCACUUCCUUCCAUUCAACCCAACUGACAAGCGAACGGCUCUUACAUAUAUUGACCUUGAAGGUAAAAUGCAUCGUGUCAGCAAAGGUGCACCAGAACAGAUUUUGAAUCGUGUGCACAACAAAUCAGAGUUAGAACGAAAAGUUCAUGCUAUGAUUGAUAAGUAUGCGGAGCAAGGACUAAGGUCCCUAGCAGUAGCAUGCCAGGAAGUUCCAGAUGGAAGGAAGGAGAGCCUAGGAGGGUCUUGGCAAUUUGUUGCGCUAAUGCCUUUAUUUGAUCCUCCUAGACAUGACAGUGCAGAGACCAUUAGUAGGGCAUUGAAUCUUGGUGUGAAUGUUAAAAUGAUUACAGGUGAUCAGCUCGCAAUAGCAAAGGAGACAGGACGCCGUCUGGGUAUGGGAACAAACAUGUACCCUUCAUCAGCUCUUUUGGGACAUAAAAAAGACGAGUCAGUUGCUGGUUUGCCAGUUGAUGAGCAUAUUGAAAAAGCUGAUGGAUUUGCUGGUGUUUUCCCUGAGCACAAGUAUGAGAUUAUGAAGCGUUUGCAAGCAAGAGGGCAUAUAUGUGGGAUGACUGGUGAUGGAGUAAAUGAUGCUCCUGCUCUUAAAAAAGCUGAUAUUGGAAUAGCUGUUGCUGAUGCAACUGAUGCAGCUCGAAGUGCUUCUGACAUUGUACUCACAGAACCUGGGCUUAGUGUCAUCAUAAGUGCUGUACUAACUAGUCGAGCAAUAUUUCAGAGAAUGAAAAAUUACACGAUCUAUGCUGUGUCCAUUACAAUCCGUAUUGUGCUUGGUUUCAUGUUACUGGCACUCAUAUGGCAGUUCGACUUUCCACCCUUCAUGGUUCUGAAUGUUGCUAUUCUCAAUGAUGGUUUGUAUUCACCUCUUACUCUUUAUAUGCAAUUCUGUGCUUUGCAGAUUGCUUUCACUAGGAAGAAGCAUUUUGGGAAGGAAGAAAGGGAGCUGAGAUGGGCACAUGCACAGAGGACUCUCCACGGUCUGCAACCACCAGACACCAAGAUGUUUGGCGAACGCAAUGCUUACACAGAACUUGAUCAGAUGGCUGAAGAGGCAAAAAGACGUGCCGAAAUUGCCAGACUGAGGGAGCUGAACACACUGAAGGGGCAUGUGGAAUCAGUGGUGAGGCUGAAGGGCCUGGACAUCAAUACGAUUCAGCAAUCGCUUAUGGUUUGCAGUGGGAUCAUAGUGUUAAUAAUAUGUAGCUUAUAUAGCAAUGCCAGAAUGCCACAAAAGACUAGAACAAUAAACUAG
Messenger RNA from Argentina anserina (silverweed cinquefoil), 2343 nucleotides. Its product is annotated as plasma membrane ATPase 1-like. The record is from RefSeq and is a predicted model, not a curated record. Gene Ontology annotation, biological process: regulation of intracellular pH; proton export across plasma membrane. Bases 1 to 2343 code for a protein of 780 amino acids. The transcript is spliced from 15 exons. Gene Ontology annotation, cellular component: plasma membrane. Gene Ontology annotation, molecular function: P-type proton-exporting transporter activity; ATP hydrolysis activity; ATP binding. NCBI's taxonomy places the organism in Eukaryota, Viridiplantae, Streptophyta, Magnoliopsida, Rosales, Rosaceae.